GUAUCCAUCCUGGAGGGUAUUUUUACGGCUCUCCGGAGCCCACUCAAUUUGGAUCUCCUGAGUUUAUCAUACAUCAUGAUAUUGUUUAUGUCUGCGUUAGUUUUCGUUUGCAUAUUUUAGGAUUUUUAAACCUCGGUUUGCCAGAAUGUUCGGGAAACCAAGGAUUGAAAGAUAUUAUAAUGAGUCUCGAAUGGGUAAGAGACAACAUAAGCGUUUUUGGCGGUGAUCCUAAUGAUGUAACUCUACUAGGAAGCAGUAGCGGAUCAUCUUUGGCACAUUUUUUAAUGACUGCACCAAAAGCAAACGGUUUAUUUCAUAAAGCAGUUCUAAUGGGAAUGUAUAAUAUGAGCCCAGUCAUCAUAAACCCAAAUGAGAAUAUCGCGGUAGCUUUCGAAAUGGCUCAACAAUUGGGAUACGAUGGACCAGCUGAAGAUAGAAAAAAAUUAUUAUCGUUUUUCAAAAAAAUUCCAGUCGAUGCCAUGAUACUUCUGAGAAUAGAAAACAUUAACACCAGAGUAAUUUUUUGA
Messenger RNA from Planococcus citri (citrus mealybug), 527 nucleotides. Its product is annotated as carboxylesterase 5A-like. NCBI's taxonomy places the organism in Eukaryota, Metazoa, Arthropoda, Insecta, Hemiptera, Pseudococcidae. Gene Ontology annotation, molecular function: serine hydrolase activity. Bases 180 to 527 code for a protein of 115 amino acids. The record is from RefSeq and is a predicted model, not a curated record. The transcript is spliced from 3 exons.